AUGAUAGAACAACCACUCACCGUUUUCUCAUCAGAGAAUAAUAGCGACGACACUUCUGCGGAAUCAGCAGCUCAGGCUUCACCUCCCAUCCACUCAUCCCUACGAACCUCAAUGAAAAGGCUCAAUCUGGAAACCGUGAAUCAUACUUCUUCAUCAAUGAUGCAGCAAGACCGAGCAUCAUCACCCAUUUCCUGUACAUCCACCCCUACCACAAUAUCAAAUUGCAAUAGUAGUAGCAUGUAUAUAGUUCCAAAUGAUUCCUCCGAAUACAACCACAAUUCAACCACAGUAUCAUCAUCUCUUCCUGAAACACCUCAAAAAAACUCUUCUUCCUCAAACACUACUACUAAUAACAUCAAUCUUAAUACUCCUUCUUUAACGAUAUUGGAUAGAUUAGGGACAUACUUUAAUAAUGAAGAUGACAAAUUUGAAUACAGGAGAAGAAGCAUCGGAGAUCGACUGAAAUUCAUCUAUAUGUUCUAUUUGACCAUGGUUGGAUUCUUAGGUUAUUUGUACAUUGACCAACCCACACAAGGACGAUUAGUAUUUUACACACUUGUUAGCUUGGAAACUCUUGUUAAUGUAUUUGUAAUUAAGUUAAUUCAAGGCAAUGCUACCAUGGCAAAAAAAGAGGCGUUGAAUUUAUUCAUGACCUUAUUUUCUUGCGCAAAUCGAGUGGUGUUACAGGUUUAUUACGGUCCUAGCUUUCCCACAUGGAUCAUUAACACGUAUUUGAUUGUUAUCACGUCAAACUCACUGUACUUCAAAAAGUGGACAACAUUGCUCAAUUGUAUUCUCAUACUCACUACCACACAAGUCUCAUUAUACUUUUCUUAUAUAUUGAUGGAAUUUAGAGCUGAUGAAGGAGAAUUAUUUUCAAAAUCAUUGGAACGCCAAUCUCCAAUCCUUCUUGGAUUUCAAUGCUUGAAUAAGAGAAAGUUUAUCAAAAUGGCAGAAAUUUGUGUCAUGCAGAUUGUGGUCACCAUGUCUGGCUUUCUAUUUUCGGACGUUUCAGAAAAACAAUAUGAGAAAAUUUUUGAACAACAAAUGGAAAUCAUGAAAGAAAAGGUACUUAAUCAAUCUAAGACAAAAUUCAUAGGAAACUUGUCGCACGAGGUGAGAAAUCCCUUACAUGGUGUUGUGGGUUCAAUACAAAUUUUAAGACAUGAAGCAGAGAGGCUGAAUCGAUAUGCAACUAGCGUAGGCAAGAAAAACGUCUCAAGAGCAAGAAGGAGAAAAAACUCUUUACCUACUUGUCAACUAGAUCCAAAGGAAACGUUUAAUAACGAAGAUGGAGGAGCAGAGGCCGAAGAAAAUAUGAUCAUAGCCUCUAACCAAUCCUCAAUGGAGCUCAUAGAUGAUAUUUACAACAAUUCGAUAUUACUAUUGAAUAUUUUCUCAAGAUCUCUUCAACUCUCUAAUUUAGAAUUAGGAAAGCUUAAAUUAAGCAUUCAAAGCUUCAACUUUCUUGAACUGUUGGAAUCCAUGACCUCUGUGUUUUACACUCUUGCCAAUGACAAACAAAUUUCACUUCAAUCAUUUUUCAAUUUUAUGAAAGUUCCAACUACUUUUAAGGGAGACAAUGUUAAAAUUCUCAAGUACUAA
Molecule: messenger RNA, 1605 nt
Organism: Naegleria lovaniensis
Lineage: Eukaryota; Heterolobosea; Eutetramitea; Acrasida; Naegleriidae
Exons: 3
Coding region: 1-1605 (534 amino acids)
Biological process (GO): signal transduction
Molecular function (GO): phosphorelay sensor kinase activity
Source: RefSeq, a predicted model, not a curated record